This is a messenger RNA of Ogataea parapolymorpha DL-1, 1761 nucleotides long. RefSeq names its product Siderophore iron transporter 1. Gene Ontology annotation, biological process: transmembrane transport; intracellular iron ion homeostasis. The record is from RefSeq and is a predicted model, not a curated record. The transcript has a single exon. Gene Ontology annotation, cellular component: vacuolar membrane; endosome. NCBI's taxonomy places the organism in Eukaryota, Fungi, Ascomycota, Pichiomycetes, Pichiales, Pichiaceae. The coding region runs from base 1 to 1761 and encodes 586 amino acids. Gene Ontology annotation, molecular function: siderophore-iron transmembrane transporter activity.
AUGAACUCCUCUACAAACAGAGAAAAAGACACGGAGAGUGACGUUGUCACAAACGCUCACAGCAAAUAUGAGCAGAAAAGCUACGGUGUGAGACGGACGGAAGCCCUGAACAAGCACUACAACGUUUGGUACGGAAAAGUUGCAAUUUUCUUUUCUAUCUUCCUGGUUGCUUAUGCUUACGGUCUUGACGGACAAAUCAGAUAUACUUACCAAUCGUACGCUACAUCUUCUUAUGCCAAACACUCGCUGCUUUCUACUGUCACUGUCGUGCGUUCGGUGGCAGCCUGUGUUGCCCAGCUAUUCUACGCUAGACUUUCGGACAUUUUCGGCAGAGUCGAGCUCCUUUUUGUCGCAAUUGUGCUGUAUGUUGUUGGUACAAUUAUUGAGUCUCAGGCGUACGAUGUUACCAGGUUUGCUGCGGGAGCCAUUCUGUACCAGUUCGGAUACUCUGGAGUCAUUGUCCUGUUGCAAAUUAUUUCCGCUGACUUCUCGAACAUGAACUGGAGGGUGCUUGCUUCCUUUGUUGCAGCCCUGCCAUUUGUGAUCAAUACAUGGAUCUCUGGUAACGUGACUUCAGCAGUUUUGGGCUCGAGAAGCUGGUCUUGGGGUAUUGGUAUGUGGGCCUUUAUUUUUCCGCUGGCCUGUAUUCCAUUGAUUCUCUGCUUCAUGCACAUGCACUACCUCGCUUACCGCAGUGGAGACAUUCACAGACUUGAGGGAGUCUCUGACUUCAAAAGAUUGGGUUUCAAGCGUUUCAUCGUUGAGACAUUUUUCUGGAAAAUUGACCUGAUUGGUCUGCUUUCCUUGAUGCUCAGUCUUGGUCUCAUUCUGACCCCAUUCACCCUUGCCGGAGGAGUCAAGAGGGAAUGGCAGAAGGCUAAAGUCAUCGCACCGUUGGUCAUUGGUUUCUGCCUGUUGCCAUUUUUCUUCCUUUGGGAAGCUAAAUUCGCAAGACACCCAUUCCUUGAGGCUAAGUACAUGAAGGACAGAUCUGUGUGGGGAGCCUUGAUGAUCGCCAUUUUCAUUGAUAUGGUUUGGUACAUGCAAGGUGACUACUUGUACACUGUUGUUUUGGUUGGCUUCAACCAGUCCAUCAAGUCUGCUACCAGAAUCACCAGUCUUUACUCUUUCGUCUCGGUGAUCACGGGAACUAUCCUCGGAUUUGCUAUCGCAUACAUCAGAAGACUGAAGGCCUUUAUUAUCUUUGGUAUUGCUAUGUGGUUUAUUGCCAUGGGAUUGAUGGUCAAAUACAGAGGAGGAGACGGCACCAAGGAUGGUUUGAUCGGUGCUCAAUGUCUUUUUGGUUUUGGUGCAGGUUUCUUCACCUACGUCACUCAGGCCUCCAUUCAGACUGUCACAGACCACGAACAUAUGGCCUCGCUGUUGUCUCUGUACCUCUGUCUUUACUAUGUUGGUUCUGCUCUGGGUGGUUCUAUUUCAGGAGCCAUUUGGACCCAGCUGUUGCCAAGAGAAAUUUACAAGCGGAUCUCCAAUACCACCGAGGCAGCCGCUGCUUAUGGAUCUCCGCUGACGUGGAUCUAUCAACAUCCUUGGGGAGAUCCUGACAGAAUGGCCUUGGUCGCUUCUUACAGAUACGUUCAGAAGAUUCUGGUCGUUGUUGGACUCUGCUUCUGUAUUCCGCUGCUUGGUUUCGCAUUCCUUCUGAAAGAUCCUAAGCUCGAGAGUGUUCAGAGUUUGAAAGAUGCUCAUCCUGACGACAGCGAAGAGGAGGAGCAUGUUAACUCAAAGGCUACAGCUUGA